AUGACAACACUGGAUGUAAGUAAUGACGAAAAUAAAAGAAAGACUACCAUGAACGAUGGUAUAAUAUGCAUUUCUGAUGUUCGAUUUGAUGAGUCUUGCAGGAUCGCUUCAAGCAUACGAAAAAAUGCCGACUAUACCACAUCUGGAAUAAAUAAAAUGGAAAGGCAGAAGAUUAAACAGGAAAGAAAAUCAUUGAAUUUGGAGUAUGACGGUGCGGAAGCUGGCAGAACUUAUAAAAUGAAUAAGGACACAAAGUGA
Molecule: messenger RNA, 258 nt
Organism: Funneliformis geosporum
Lineage: Eukaryota; Fungi; Glomeromycota; Glomeromycetes; Glomerales; Glomeraceae
Source: the annotation of a GenBank genome assembly